Messenger RNA from Caenorhabditis bovis, 1833 nucleotides. NCBI's taxonomy places the organism in Eukaryota, Metazoa, Nematoda, Chromadorea, Rhabditida, Rhabditidae. The record is from the annotation of a GenBank genome assembly.
AUGGCCGAAAAUGUGGAAAUGAAGGACGUUUCACAAGAUGCUCCAUUUCCAACACUUUACAUUCUUCAGGUCGUCAAAGAUGCUCAACAACAACAUGGUCUCAGACACGGAGAUUAUGCAAGAUAUCGUAAAUAUUGCACCGCAAAACUUCAGAGAAUGCGAAAGGCACUCAAGUUCACCAAUACCUAUAAUUGUCAAAAGAAACGCAAGGCUAAAUUUGUUAAAAAAUGGUUGUCAGAAGAGACUUUGGGAAAUGCGCAACAUUUACAUAUCGGUAUAUUUGAAUCGGAACGUCGUUAUGCUCUUGCUAUGAUUGAAAAGAUGACUCUUGAAGACAAUCCAGAAAAGGCUAGAAAACGUUAUGCGAUGAUAAACAGCUUGAAGAGAGCUGUCCUUCACGCCAAUAAUUUAGAAAAUAUUGUUGUGGGUAGUUCAAAGUGUGAUGCUCCAACUAAACUCGAAGCGCAGGCAUAUGCAGCGUGGAUGCGUGGAAUGUGCUCUUUCGAAUCGCGCGAUUGGCAAAAAGCCAGCGAGUCGCUCAAACUCGCCAGGACAGUUUACGACAAACUAGCCGAUGCUACCAAUAAUACCACUUUAACAACUCUCUACAAGGGAAGAUGUCGCGAAAUUCAACCGCAACUAAGAUUGUGCGAGUUCAACAUUGCGGAAACUCCAGAAGCUGUCGGAACUAUGUCGGAGCUCAUGGAAUUACGUUUGCAAAUGGGAGAAGGCGGAGACUCGUCAGUAGACAAACUUAUUUCCGAAAUGCGUGCAACGGCCGCUGGUGCUGAAACUGUGACCAUUGAAUGGGGAGGAAUGAAGAGCACCGUCGAAGACGAAAAGGCGCGACAAGUUCUCCAAGGAUGGAAACAGUCAGAAAAGGAAUUAGCGCAAUGCCAAACUCCAAAAGAAAAGAUGGCUUUGUAUGAAAAAGCUACAGCUGAUAGCAGAGAUGCUAUUGACAAGAUUAGUGAUGCGAUUAAAAGAAAAACCACAGAGAAUGCUGAUACUACGGUUCUUCAAUCCAUCAAAUCUUAUUUGGAAUUUUUGAAAAUGAGUGGAACUGCUUCCAGAUAUCUUGCUAUAAUCGAGAACACUAGAAAUGAGAAGAAAAGCAAACCACAAGAUCUCCUUCGUUUAUACGAUUCUGUCAUCGAAAUUUGCAAGGAAGUUCCUGAAAUUCCAGGAGCUGAGCACGACAAGGCAUUGAUUCAAGCAUUCGAUGCGAAAGUCGAGUACUACAAAGCUUUUAGAUGCUUUUACAUGGCUUCAUCUUACGCUGCUUUGAACAAGAACGCUGAAGCUUCUGCGUUGUUUGACAGGACAUAUAGCAGAAUUCAGCAGGCUGACGCGCUAAUCAAGAAGUUGAAAGACAAUUCUUAUUUAAAAAAUGAGAACCAGAGUGAUCUUCAAAAAUUGAAAGCGGAUGUUGAUAGCGCCAAGGUUGUUGUUAGGGCAGCUCGAUUAACUUCGGCCUCGAAUAAUGACACCGAAAAUGUGGCCAAAGAGCUGGAUGAAAGGACUCUUUAUGAAACUUUAUCUGAAUGGCGUGAUUGGCAAGUCAAAGAAUCGAUCAGGGAUAAGAAAACGAUUCCUGUCGCGCGAUUGCCACCUGCAUUUAUUCCUACCCCCAACAAACCCAUUUUCUUCGAUUUGGCAAAUUUCCAUUUAACGAUGCCGAAUUUGGAGGAUCGCCUGACUCAACUACAAAAAGAUGCGCCAGCUCCAAAGAAAGGCCAAAAGUCGGCAGAUAGCGGAAAAAAUCAGGGAACGGAGCAGGACAAACAAGGCAUCUCCGGAAUGGUUUCGGGAUGGUUCUGGGGCAAAAAGUGA